Sabethes cyaneus is the source of this 642-nucleotide messenger RNA. Its product is annotated as arylalkylamine N-acetyltransferase 1-like. The transcript has a single exon. Lineage: Eukaryota; Metazoa; Arthropoda; Insecta; Diptera; Culicidae. Gene Ontology annotation, molecular function: N-acetyltransferase activity. The record is from RefSeq and is a predicted model, not a curated record. The coding region runs from base 1 to 642 and encodes 213 amino acids.
AUGGACUGUGUUUCGUUCGCUACUGCAAAAUCCGAACAAUCAGAGGAAAUUCGCAAGUUUAUGCUGGACUACUUCUAUGCACACGAACCUACAAAUCAGUCGUAUAUAUACGGUAAAGACCCCGCUCCGGAGGAUGUGGAAUUUUCUAUUCGUUUUUUGAAUCUCGGACUUGGUGUCGUUGCACUUAGCAGUGAAGGAAAAGUCGUUGGAUUGUCACUGGGUUACGUCGGGGAGCUAGAUGAUGCGGCGGCAAUGCGUAAUAUAGCUGAUCGAUCGCUGGAUGAGAAGUUUCGUGACAUAAUGAGAUUCUUAGCGGUUAUUCAGGAAGGUGCCAAUAUCCAGGCUCAGUUUGGCGUAACCAAGAUUUAUGAGAUCCAAAUGUUAGCAGUGCAUCCGGAUUAUUGCGGCCAAUCGAUUGGCACUGAGCUAACCAAGAAACAGAUUGACAUUGCCAUAGACCGUGGAUUUGAAGCAGUUUAUGCCGAUUGCUCUAGCGUGUACUCGGCUAAAAUUAUGGAAAAACUUGGCUUCGAGUGUGUUCACGAGAUCGCUUUUGCCGACUACCGUAAUCAGCAAGGCGUGCAGAUUUUCAAAACAGACAGCAUUCACACGGGUUUGCAGUCUUUCUUUAAGAGAUUAUAA